Ostreobium quekettii is the source of this 1809-nucleotide messenger RNA. The record is from the annotation of a GenBank genome assembly. Lineage: Eukaryota; Viridiplantae; Chlorophyta; Ulvophyceae; Bryopsidales; Ostreobiaceae.
AUGAACCGUGGAAUGUUCAAUAUCAUGGACCAGGCUCUUGUGGGUCACAGAGGCAACUUUGUGCAAGCCGAAGGAGGUUUCUGGACCAUGCCAGCAGGGGGCAUGCCAGGAGGUGCAGUCACCACACCCAGUCUGCCCGCAGCCAUGAACCAUGGAAUGUUCAAUAUCGUGGACCAGGCUCUUGUGGGUGACAGAGGCAACUUUAUGCAAGCCGAAGGAGGCCUCUGGACCAUGCCAGCAGGGGGCGUGCCAGGAGGUGCAGUCACUGUUGGGCUAGAGAACCCAGGGCGCCACGGUGCCUACCCUCUUGCGAGUACCCUGCCCUAUCAGGCUGUCAGUGUUCCUCACAUGCUGGCACAGCUUGCCCAGCAGCAACAACAGCAAUACAGCAAUCAACAGGGUACACCUGACAAUACUGCAAAGGAGAAGGAAAUGGAAGCAUUGGGAGAGAGCAUACAAAGGGAAGCGUCAGCCGGAUUUUCUAUCCCAGAAGGCAGCAGCAACGACAGGAAUAGCCAGAUCAGUCUUGAUGAAGUGCAGCAGCAGUUGACAGGGUUUAGAUACAACUCAAGUAUAAUGAGGUUCCUGAAGGAGCAGGUGGCCAUUGCACGAGGGCAACAACAGCUUGGCAUUUUGUCAGAUGCCUCAUCGCGGAAAUUGGAUGCUGUCCUGAAAAAGGGAGAUCGCCUCAUCAAAAAGCACUCGAUGCCAUUUGACAUCAGGCGCUUCUACAGGAUUUGUGAAGCUGUAAAUGGCGUUGAGCUGUUGUGUGAGCAAAUGACUGACUUCUUUCCAGACAAGAGGUCUCUGAUUGCAUCAGUUGUGCCAGGGGAUGAUGUUGACAGGGACAGGCGGCAUCUGUACGUGCACCUUGCAUAUGUCCUCAAGGGAAGGCAGUGUGAUUUUGGCUGCAAGGAAAGGUUCCGGGCAGAAUGGGAAUCAAUCCGAAAACAACAUGAGCGGCGUCUGACAACCCUUAAUGUGAUUGCUGAUGCUGACAUCGUUGUUGGCCAGAGCAUUGGGGAAGGGGGCUAUGGGCUGGUGCACAAAGCCAAGUGGGGAACCUCCGAGGUGGCAGUGAAGAAAUUGAAAUCAGCCCACAAUGGUCUGGAUAUAUCUAUGGAAGAGUUCGCUUCAGUUUUCAAUGAGGUGUCCACACAUGCACUGCUGAAUCACCACCCUUGCAUUGUCCGAUUGUAUGGGAUCACAAGGUCUGGAUGGACUGUCAUGGAGCUCGCUGAUGGCGACCUGAGCUUGCUGCGCAGAAACAAGAUGGCCUGGUCUGUGAAGCUUGACAUCCUGGAGCAAGCAGCGUCUGGGCUAGUCUAUGUGCACAGCAGACAGCCACCUUUGAUUCACGGCGACGUCAAAGAUACAAACCUUCUCUACAUCAAAGUGGGUGGAGGGAAGUAUGACGUCAAACUGGCCGACUUUGGGCUGACAACGGAAGCAAGAAGGUGGGAAACGGACACGGUCAGAUCCACUCGUGCGACCUCCCUUUGGAAGGCUCCAGAGCUCUACGAUGGCAAUGCCCCCUCCCUUCGGUCUGACGUCUUCAGCUUUGGCCUCGUCAUGCAUGCAGUCAUGACAGGUCGUCUGCCAUAUGGGCGUGGAACCAAUGAGCUGGCAGUGAUGAGGAAGAAGCUCGACGGGCAGCGCCCCUGCUCAGUCACGCAGCAUGACUGCCCCCUUGAGCUGUGCGAACUGAUGGAGCGCUGUGUUGCCAAGGUCCCAGAGGACAGACCCACCAUGUGCGAGGUCGCCAAGUGCCUUUCAAACCUGCCGAGAGAAUGGCAGGCGGGGCAGUAG